AUUUGUCUUUGUGUUAAACUGUCGCAGCCACUUUAAAAUCUUACCCGAACCAAACACAUGGCUCCACGUGUUGACAGAGGGUUCCUGUGUGUUGUUCUGUGUGUUUGCAGUCUGUCAGGCUGUCUGAUCUCAGAGGAAGGCUGUUCUUCUCUGGUCUCGGCUCUGAGCUCCAACCUCUCCCAUCUGAGAGAGCUGGACCUGAGCUACAAUCAUCCAGGAGACUCAGGAGCAAAGCUACUGUCAGCAGGACUGAAGGAUCCUCUCUGGAGACUGGACACUCUCAGGGUGGAGCCUGCUGGAGUCAGAUGGUUGACACCAGGUCUGAGGAAGUGUAAGUGUGUUUUUAAUUUCAUUCAUCAAACUGUGACAUCACUCAUUCAAACCUCUGAAGUCAUCACGACGGCUUGACCACAGUCAGCCUAUGGCUUUACCGUAAUGUUACAUCUACAACAACCACGUUCCCGACUUUUCCUGGAGCUCACAAACCAAAAGUAAAGUCAGUUUCUCUCUGCCACUGUCUGUCACAGCCUAAUGUUUAACUGACAUUAGUUAACCUUAGCACUUGUUUUAGCAGACCUCUAUGACUUCAGUUAACUUAACUUUAACCAGCCCGGUUCUUUCUGAAAAACAACGGCAAAUAAACACAGACUAAAACUAAACAUGCUUGCUGACUGGGAGUUCUGGAUGAACUCAUGGAAGACAUUACCCUACACAGGCUGUGUGGUGAAGCAAAUCGUCCAGCCACUUGCAUAUUUUACCAGCAUUUGGAUAGUAGAAGGUGCUAGUUGGUUGAGCGUUCGCCCGAUAUAUACAAACCCCAAAUCCAAUGAAGUUGGGACGUUGUGCAAAACGUAAAUAAAAACAGAAUACAAUUAAUUGGGGUUUGUACUAAGACUCAGUUCUUACCACAGCGGCCUAGUGUUCCAGUCU
This is a messenger RNA of Sander lucioperca (pikeperch), 930 nucleotides long. RefSeq names its product ribonuclease inhibitor-like. The transcript is spliced from 2 exons. The coding region runs from base 58 to 408 and encodes 116 amino acids. NCBI's taxonomy places the organism in Eukaryota, Metazoa, Chordata, Actinopteri, Perciformes, Percidae. The record is from RefSeq and is a predicted model, not a curated record. Gene Ontology annotation, molecular function: protein binding.